GUCAGUGCGUCAUAAACGCGCGACAUACAGACGCGUUACAAAACAUCGAAAUAACACUUUGAACUUCAACCCAACCGAAGACCUCCAAACAGUUCUGCUGGUGAUGAUCUGAUGAUCUGAGGAGGUGAUGAGUGUCAGAGACGAGCUGCUGCAGAGGUUUCUGGAUGCUGCGUCCAGAGGAGACGAGGAGGCGCUCUCGCUCAUGCUGUCUCAGUCCAGAGAGCUGCUGGUCCAGCGAGGAGAGCAGGGCUGGAGCGCUCUGAUGCUGACCGCCAGAAACGGACACUACGACGCGGCCAGAGUCCUGCUGUCCAACGGAUGUGAUACGAGCGUCACUAACCGGUCGGGUCAGACGGCUCGAGACGUGGCUCUGUUCUGGGGUCACAGACACAUCGCCCGUCUCCUGACCAGCUCUCCGGGUCACCACCUCCGUCAGCUUCUGCCCAGCACAGACACAGAAGAGCCGGACAUUCACUUCAACAGAGAGAUCCUGGACCGAAUGAGCGACAGACGCAGUGACGGCGAGUGGCUGGCGUCCAGAAGAGCUUCUCCAGAGACUGUGUUCCUGCUCUUCCACGCUCUCAGUCCUCUGGUGCGCUCCGGAGCGGAGCGUGAGGAGCAGAUAAAGCUGUGCAAGCUCCGAUCCGCCGCGGUGCAGGAGCUGCUGACCAGCAGCCGGACCCUGGAGGUCUUCUUAGGAGUGGACAAGCAGCAGCAGCAGCAGGAUGAUGAUGAUGAUGGGAUGGUGGCGUGGUUCGCUCUCAGCACUGAAGACGAUCCCACUCAACUCCUCAAGGAUAAAGAUCCCAGCAGCUUCUUCCUUCAGGAAGCCAUGCCAGGACUCCUGAGGCUGAGCGACGAUGAUGCUGGUGUGGUGGCUCAGGCCCGAUCAGUCCUGGCAUGGCACAGCCGUUACCGCUUCUGCCCGACCUGCGGCGGCGACACCAAAGUAGAGGAGGCCGGCUACAAGAGGACCUGUUUGAGAGCAGGCUGCAGGAGUCUCCAGGGCGUCCAUAACACCUGUUACCCCAGAGUUGAUCCCGUGGUCAUCAUGCUGGUGCUCCACCCCGACGGGAAGCAGUGCAUGCUGGGACGCAAGAAGAUCUUCCCUCCGGGAAUGUUCUCAUGCCUCGCCGGCUUCGUGGAGCCAGGGGAGACGCUGGAGGCGGCGGUGAGGAGGGAGGUGCAGGAGGAGAGCGGUGUUCAGGUGGGGCCCGUGCAGUACCUGUCCUCUCAGGCGUGGCCUAUGCCCUCCUGCCUGAUGAUUGGCUGCCACUGCGUCGCCGUGACGACGGACAUCAAAGUAGACCAGAACGAGAUCGAAGAGGCACGCUGGUUCACCCGGCAACAGGUGAUGGAUGCUCUUGUGAAAGACAAGCGGGCCGUGUUCAUCAUGCCGCCCAGACAAGCCAUCGCUCACUAUCUGCUCAAACACUGGAUCGGCUGUAACGCAAACCUCUGAACCGGGGUUAAAAUCCUUCUUUCAUGGUCCAAAUGAGAAGAUGUGUUAAUCAAAUUGAUUUAAUCAGCAUCUUCUGUGUGAAGCUUUUUCAAUUAUAGAAGAUAAUGCAGUAAUAGAACUCCAAUUAGAUUACUUUGACAUCUCUGAUUAAUAACAGAUUAAUAUUUCCUGAUUGUAACGCUGAAACAAAUAUUUUCUCUGAAUCUGCUUGGAAAUUAUAUGCAUUGUGAAAAGGCUAAACAAAUAAAGUUGAAUUGAAUGUGU
Messenger RNA from Cyprinus carpio (common carp), 1726 nucleotides. It is a transcript of the gene nudt12, whose product is annotated as nudix (nucleoside diphosphate linked moiety X)-type motif 12. Lineage: Eukaryota; Metazoa; Chordata; Actinopteri; Cypriniformes; Cyprinidae. Gene Ontology annotation, cellular component: cytosol. Gene Ontology annotation, biological process: NAD+ catabolic process; NADP+ catabolic process. Gene Ontology annotation, molecular function: protein binding; metal ion binding; NADH pyrophosphatase activity. The record is from RefSeq and is a predicted model, not a curated record.